GCUGGAGACGGACUGGACCUGCUCGAACAUUUAGUAUUUAUAUUUAUUUAAUACAAGUGCCUGCUCCUUUCUUGAGAUGUGGCGCAGGCUGUCGCUGCUGAUGGUCUGCUGUGCUGUCGGGGGACUCGGAGCUCUGGAGGCGGACAGCGGCGCGGAGCCCUCGCGGGAGACGAUGCCGGUGACCGAAGCGGCGGAGCAGGGCGAACCGGACAAGGAUGCCCUCCGCGCGGCUAAAGAACGGGAGCGUCUGCGGGGAGGGGAGCAGCGGUCCCCGGGGAGGGACGCUCCUGCGGUGGGUGCGGAGGGGAGAGCGCCUCUGGACGAGGAGCUGGAUAACCAAGAGAAUAUCAUUAGCCAGCUGCUGGGCGACUACGACAAAGUGAAGACGGUGUCUUCGGGGUCCGACUGCUUGUGCCGCUGUGUCGUCCGGCCAAUGAAACGCUCCGACUGCAGCCGCGUCCAUGACAGCGACCCGUCGUCUGACCCAUCCCAGGACUCCUACACCGUGGAGACGGUCACCAAGGGGACGGACUGCAAGACGUGUGUGUGCAUGGCUCCGCCUUCCGCUGUCAACCCCUGUGAGGGAGAGUACCGGUUUAAGAAGCUCCAGGAGGCUGGCAAAGAUGACAUUAAGCUGGCGACUAUCAUCGACUUGUUGGAGGGCUCUCUGUACGGAAUGGACUUGUUAAAGCUCCACUCGGUCACCACAAAGCUGCUCACCAGGGUGGACAACAUGGAGAAGGCUGCCCGUAAUUUUACUGCGAGAACAAGAGAGAAAGAACGCGUGAAGGAAAGACCAAAAGAAAAGGAGAAGGAGAGGAAGGCCCAGCAAAAAAAAAAGAAAGGGAAUGAUUUGGAGCGCGCAGGACUGAAAAGUGGAGCCGCUGCCUACGGCAACAAGCAGAAGAGUUCUGUUGGUCCGCUGAAGAAUGACCAACAGCGAGAUGGACUGGAGCAGCAGCCAACCAGGAACAAGACGGGGACUCAAAAGCCAAUCAAAGACAAGACCGAGCCAAAGCAACCUUUCACAGACAAGAACGGCAUGGUCAUCAGGGGCGUGACCUUUUACAAGGCGGAGGGAGAGAGCUACGAAGAGGAGGACAAGAAAGGGAAAGGAAAAAGAACUGGAACAGCAAAUGCUUCAGUGGACUUACUGAUUCACAAGUCACUCCCACCUACUAAGACUUCCCCCAUCAAGAGUCCAGGACCUUCAACCAACGUUAGCGCACAGCUAGACUUUGAGGAACUAUCAAGGAGACUGAGCAGACCUACACCCACCCAGCAACCAACUGCUCCCCUGACCACCACCCAACAAACCACAACUACAACCAAACCAGUUCCCACCACCAUCACACUAAAGAAUAAAUCGACUACUAACUUACCACCGACAACUUCAAAACCAACGACGAUCAAACUGACAACCACCACCCAACGAACCACAACUACAACCAAACCAGUUCCCAGCACCAUCAAGCUAACGACUGAAUUAACCACGAACAUCCCACAAACGGCUCCAAAACGAAUGGCAACCAAACCGACAGCUACUUCUACACAAACUUCAACUACUAUUCGGGAUACCCCGCAUGUCAAUCAGCAUACCACCUCACUCUCAGAUACCAGUACAGGUCCACCCAUUAAUAAGUCCUCCAUGGCAGACACUCAGCCGGGAUCCAAAAGUCGACUUAGCUGGACGGAGAGCCCCGCUGACCAACCAAAAACCACAAAGAAGCCUGCAGUGUGUAAGGACACAGUAGCCAGCAUCUCUGAACCAGUUCAGCGGAACUCUUACGGCUUGAGUGACGGAGCCUGGAUGAGAGAUGGUCGCGGUCAUGGCAACGUCAUCUACCUUACUAAUGGACACUAUGGCAACACCCUCUUAGAGUUCCGAGACAUGGACACCUUCAAAUCAGGUCAGGCAAGUAAUUCAUACAAGCUGCCCUACAGCUUCACUGGAACCGGCCACGUCGUGUUCAAUGGAGCUUUCUACUACAACCGUGCCUUCAGCAGGGACGUCAUCAGAUAUGACCUGAGACACAGAUAUGUAGCUGCCUGGACCACACUGCAUGAUGCUAUACUGGAGGAGCAAGCUCACAGGACACAAACGGAAUUGGAGUUUGCGGUUGAUGAGUCUGGCCUGUGGCUGCUCUACCCCGCUCUGGACACGGAGGGCUUCCACCAGGAAGUAACCCUCCUCAUCCACCUCCACCACCGAGACCUGCAGCCGAUACAGAGCUUCCGAACGGGGCUUCGGCGCGGCCGCUACGGGAACAGCUUCCUGGUGUGCGGCGUGCUCUACGCAGUGAACAGCAUGGAGCACCGCUACGCCAACGUCACCUACGCCUUCGACACACACACGCUCACGCACACCAUGCCGAGCUUGGCAUUCACGAACGUGCACGCGCACACCUCCCAGCUGGCCUACUGCCCACUCGACAAGAAACUGUAUGCAUGGGACAAUGGACAUCAGAUGACGUACGAUGUCGUCUUCGCUUACUAGCGCAACGGAUGGAGACAUCGCUGAAGGAGUCAACAGCUAUUGGGCAUAUCCAGCAAACAGCUGAGGACAGGAGGAAUAGUAGUAAAGGAGAAAAUGACUGGAUCAGUCAAACUGAAGGUGUUUUUAUGUUGACCUGCUGCUUUUUUAUACACAACAAAGUCAUUAUCAAUCAGCAAAAGCAGCACUUAACGGAAGAUAUAUUGAUAUUUGGAAAAAGACAAAACCCCAGGAGUCAUAUGAAUGUUUGUAAAUAAAUGUAUUCACAUAUUUAUCUAUUUCCUCAAAUGGAUAGCUUGCUCUGGUUUAAAAACUAUGCAUUCCUGACCUCUGCAUAUUUAGACCAGCUGUCCCCCUCCAUAUGAACACAGAUGCUUCUGAAAACAUUCAAUAAUCCCAUUCUUCAAGAGCACGAGCUUCCAGCAUUCGAGUUUGUGAGGUUUUUUGUCUAAGACUACAAUGUAUGGCCAUGUGUUGAUUUUUUGUUUAGCUCAAGUUGAAAACAAAAAAUAACCAUAAAUUAACAACUUCCAUGCUCACAUGGUGCUGUGAAGUUAGAAAGACUUGGGCAUUGACCAGGCAGGAUGAAAAGAUGCUAUCGGUUGCGUUGUGGGAUAUGUAGAAUCCAGUGUUUUGGGGGCUAAAAGUCAGGGACUGAGUGUCACUUUCCACUUGUUAAAUGCAGUGAAACAUACGAUUUAUAUUUGUUAAUGUUAUAUGCAUACAGUGUCUUUUCAAAAUAAACUUCCAACGAAGGUGUACUUAGUUUUUAGGUUUACUUGCACAUCGGAAAAGAUUGUGGUUUGGGUUAAGAUAAUAAUACAUUUGUUACAUAAAUUAAGUACAUUGUUACGUAACUGGUGUUGGCAAAGUGACGUGACAAAACAGGUCAAAUAAGUCCAUUUUGUUUCACACGAACACUGAUAGUGGCCUCCUGGGUGAAAGUCCUGUGGUUGUUUGGGGACUUUCUCUUUAAACUACAUUGUCUAAUAAUAAGGCAGAUGGGUUUACAUCAGAGUUAGUUGAAAGCCCUGUGGGUCUCGUAUAGAGGCGGAAGGUUACUGACCAAGUGUUUUAACGAGUUGGGGUUGUUUCAGACGGCCAUGAAAGAACCCUGAACUCAGCAGCCCAUUUUUGUGUAUGUUUAAAGUUUGUACUGUAUGUUUUUUCUAUUGUAUCUCUGCUCAGCGUGUUGCAUAUUUACCCUCACUCCUGUCCAGUAAAAAGGUUUGAGUAGAGCUGGGAACAGGGUGGAAGCUGGUAUUGUUAUCGCUCCAUCUACCAUUGACGUUCAUUCAUUUAAAACCAUUUUCAAACAUUGCUUGUUAAAGGAAAUCUCAAGACAAGGUUGAUUUAAACUGCUUUACCACAAGUUUGCCUCUUUGUUUUGUUAAUUUAUAAUAAACUUUUUAACAAAAAGAUG
Messenger RNA from Cyclopterus lumpus (lumpfish), 3917 nucleotides. It is a transcript of the gene olfml2bb, whose product is annotated as olfactomedin-like 2Bb. The coding region runs from base 77 to 2497 and encodes 806 amino acids. The transcript has 9 exons. Gene Ontology annotation, biological process: signal transduction. NCBI's taxonomy places the organism in Eukaryota, Metazoa, Chordata, Actinopteri, Perciformes, Cyclopteridae. The record is from RefSeq and is a predicted model, not a curated record.